Molecule: messenger RNA, 1121 nt
Organism: Sitophilus oryzae (rice weevil)
Lineage: Eukaryota; Metazoa; Arthropoda; Insecta; Coleoptera; Curculionidae
Product: RNA-binding motif protein, X-linked 2
Exons: 4
Coding region: 105-1040 (311 amino acids)
Biological process (GO): mRNA splicing, via spliceosome
Cellular component (GO): U2 snRNP; catalytic step 2 spliceosome; precatalytic spliceosome
Molecular function (GO): RNA binding
Source: RefSeq, a predicted model, not a curated record
AAUAAAUUAAAAGAAGAUUUUCCGGAACUAACCUCCAAAUAUUGUAAAAUCGUAAAAUCCAAACAAAAUAUUAAUUUCGUUUUAAUUUGAUAAAAUAAUUAAAAAUGAAUCCUUUAACGAAUAUGAAAAAUGUACAAAAACUAAGUGAACGGGAACUUCAGAAUACAAGUAAGAGCUCUUGGCAUGACCAGUACAAAGAUAGUGCUUGGAUUUUCGUGGGAGGUCUACCUUAUGAUCUUACCGAAGGUGAUAUUAUUUGUAUUUUCUCACAGUAUGGAGAAGUUGUAAAUGUUAAUCUUAUAAGAGCAAAAGACACAGGAAAGUCUAGAGGAUUUUGUUUUCUCUGUUAUGAGGAUCAGAGAUCCACCAUUUUAGCAGUUGAUAAUUUUAAUGGAAUCAAGAUUUUAAAUAGGACCAUUCGUGUAGACCACGUUCAAGAAUAUAAGGUACCAAAAGAAGGAAAGAAAACUGAUGAAGAAACCAAAAAACUUUACUCAGAAGGCUGUGCCCCAAAGGCUAUGCCCAUUGUACCCAAAGUAGAGCGUGUUCAACAAGACUUGCGUGAAACUAUAGCCGACCAAAUUGAAGGAGAACUAAAACUACCGGCCCGUCUUCCUAUAUACACAGAUAUAAAAAAAGAAAAAGUCUCUGAAGAUGAAAGCAAAAAUAAAUCAAAUAAAGAUAAGAAAAAAAGCAAGAAAAAGAAGAAAAAAUCUAAAAAGAAGAAAUCACGAAAAUCUGAAACUGAUACAGAUGAGAGUUCAAGUGAUUCAAGCAGCAGUGAUCAUGCGGUGAAGUCUAAAAAAGAGACAGAUCUAGAAGUCCAAACAGGAGGAAAAAGAGUCAUAAAAGUUCAGAAAAAAGCAAAGAACACAAAGAGAGAUACUCUGAGGAUUAUAGAAAAGAUUCUCCAAAACGUAGAGACAGAUCAAAAAGUAAAGAAAGGGAUGGUGACAAUGAAGACAAACCCAAGCGUUAUUAUGUGGGUUUCAGUCCAACUAUUCCUAAACGAUGGAAAUAAAAUCUUAAAAGGUAAUUAAAUAAAUAAAAACCAACACUAUUAAUUUUAACAAACUUUAUUUCUAUUCAUGUAUAAAUUACAGUCGUUAUAGUAUUCUGAA